GUAAUGGUGUUUGAAUGGCAUAGACUUUCUUUGGUAAAGCAACCCUAAGACUGCUCGUGGAUUUUUGAGUACCACGAGCGGAAAGGUGGUGGUGAAUCACCCCAUACGGACACUCAGGGUGGUGUAUCGUCUAGGUAGUUUUUAAAGGGCAGUCUUCUUGCUGUUAAAAAGCCUGUUGCUAUGUUAUAUAGCGUUGUUUUUUACUUUUUGAAACUUUGCAUUUAAAUGAGUCAUGGCUACAAGUACUGAAAAUGAGCAUUUCACUGCCUCUCCAGGUAGAGUAGAAGAAUUGCAUACCCCAUCGGAAGAGAAAAAAGAUGAAGGGUACCGUACAUCACGGAGUGGUAGAGUAAGCCCUACUCACAGUGCGCAGGGUCUCAUGCGGACAAGUCUAAAGAAAUUAAUUCAAGAAAAAAAAGCAAAAAAAGUGCGAUUUUUUCGGAAUGGUGAUAAAUUUUUUAAGGGCCUUCUGUACGUUCUAUCCGUUGAACGUAUUCGGUCAUUUGAUUCUCUUUUGGAAGAUCUUACAAGGGUUCUGGUUGACAAAGUGAACUUGCCAAAAGGUGUGCGAUACAUAUUUAGCAUUGAUGGAAAAGAGAAAAUUUUAUCUCUUGAACAUCUUGUUGAAGGGAGCAGUUAUGUAUGUUCUUCAACUGAUCAUUUUAUUAAAUUAGAUUAUUUAAAAAAUGAGAAACCUCAUUGGAGUGUUACAAAAAAAUUAGAUGAAAAUGUGUCCAGUAAGUGGGAGAUUGAUGGUUUAAACAGAGAAUCUAGAGACUUUAUUCGGCCGAAAUUAGUUACAAUUAUUAGGAAUGGUGUCAAACCCAGGAAAGCUGUUCGUAUCUUACUCAACAAAAAAACUGCUCAUUCUUUUGAUCAAGUGUUAAAUGAUAUUACAGAUGCCAUAAAACUGGAUACAGGAGCUGUUCGUAAAGUUUUCACCCUUACAGGAAAGCAAGUCAUGAGCUUAAUUGACUUCUUUUCUUCUGAAGAUAUCUUUAUUGCCUAUGGACCAGAAAAAUAUUCACAUGAUGAUUUUGACCUAGAUUCUGAAGGAUCUCAAGUAAAAAGAUCUCGGGAUGAAGAUCGAAGCAGAGACAUCGAAAUGGAGGAACUAGAACUGAUGGUUAUUGAGACUGACGAAGAUAUUUUACCGCAAACUGAUGAGAAAACUGAAGUUAUUGAUAUGGAAGUUGACUCACCUUGUUUGCUUGGUGAUUCAUCUUCUAUGGAUAGUGUGAGUGAUUAUUUCCCUACAAGUUUCCCAGUUCCUUCUCCAAAAAGCAAAGUGUUUGAUCGAUCUAAGCACACGUCAGAAAACUUAGCAAAGAGGCAUGAUAAAGGAUACUCACAGUUGCCACAUUCAAUGAGAAUUCAAGUAGCAGAUAAGAACAAGAGUUCAUCUCGCAAAGAGCAAAAGCUAUCUGACAAGAAAGAACUGACAAAAUUAAAUGAUUCUCAGUUAAAAGCUCUAGAUGAAUUGCCAAGUUCUGGAGUUGAGAUGCAAGUCAAGGAGAAGUUUUUAAAGAACCAAACGCAGAGAGUGGUUGAGGAUAAACUCCACAAACCUUUAUCACUCCCUGAGUUUCAAUUGAUGUUUCAGAGUCGGUUGGGUGCCUUUUGCUCAGAAGAUGAAAAGAAAGACAUCCGAUUAUCCUUGUAA
This is a messenger RNA of Stegodyphus dumicola, 1663 nucleotides long. RefSeq names its product serine/threonine-protein kinase DCLK1-like. Lineage: Eukaryota; Metazoa; Arthropoda; Arachnida; Araneae; Eresidae. The record is from RefSeq and is a predicted model, not a curated record. Gene Ontology annotation, molecular function: ATP binding; protein kinase activity. Gene Ontology annotation, biological process: protein phosphorylation; intracellular signal transduction.